Molecule: messenger RNA, 7305 nt
Organism: Hylaeus anthracinus
Lineage: Eukaryota; Metazoa; Arthropoda; Insecta; Hymenoptera; Colletidae
Product: acetylcholinesterase-like
Exons: 10
Coding region: 2853-4826 (657 amino acids)
Biological process (GO): acetylcholine catabolic process; choline metabolic process
Cellular component (GO): plasma membrane
Molecular function (GO): acetylcholinesterase activity
Source: RefSeq, a predicted model, not a curated record
ACCACUAGCCGAAAUCUUCCGAGGGUUUUUGUUUGUUUAGUUUCGGAAAGCGUGCCUCGAAUCCUUUACGAUCCUUUUACGAUUUAUUACUCUCCCACUAUUGUUUAUUUUCUAACUCGUCGACUGCCAUUGUCCGUCUUUCCUCUGUCUCGUUGUUCCGAUUUCAGGAUUCCGAUAACCGUUUGCGUAUUUAAACCUCAACGAUCGAUAUCACGUGAAUUUCAUGGUCAGCGAAAAUAGCCUUUUCGGAUUUAUGGUAAUUCACGGUCCGUUCUUCGCGUUUCGAUAAUAAUCGAUGACGGGCAUCAGUUUGCCACUUGCUCGACAUUGCAAGUGCAACAAACAGCCGAUGCCAUGGUUUCCUCCAACGUUGUUACUAUUCCGCGCGCUUGUUGUAUCGAAAAAUUAUCGAGAGAAGAGAAAUUAAAGGAAAUGUACAAUAAUAUACGCUGCAAUCGCAUAUUUGUAAUUCGGGAAAAGAAUGUUGGAAAUCGUCAUCAGUCAUCCCGCAUCGGUCCCAUCGUAAAGAUUAAAUCCUGUUAGUUCUUGGUAUGGAUACUCGAACGAGGUUUCAAAUUUCGACACACAUCCGGAAAUGAAGAACGAUAUUUCAGUUUUAAUUUGUAGACAUGGUAAAUUGAAAAACGUAAAGAAUUCGAAUUCGGCGGUAAAUUCGAUUGGCAGCAGUCGAUGGAAAAGUUGUGUUUGCAAGUAUCAUCGACGAUUGACGCGUACGAUUGUCAAGAGGUAGUAAAUAUUUGGUUCGAUCGGUGACGGCCGCAGCAGCAGUGAGGCUCUCGUCGUCAAAGAAGAAUACAAAGAGAAACGGAAGAAUAAAUGAUACGAAGCAAACGAAAGAAAAAAGAGGAGGUGGGAAUAGGUUGGCAAGCGAUAGCGCGUAAGAAACGCAAAACCGAAGGAGGAGUGAAUACUAGAAGAGACAGAAUGUGUGAGAGAGGGGGGUGGGUCAGUAGAAGCUCGCGGCGCGGCGCGGCGCGGCACGGUGCGGCACGGUGCGGAGCGGAGCGAAGAGGUGGGACAAUGAGACUGGGAUAGGGGUGGUCGGGCGAAGGGUGAGAUAGGUAGAGUGGGGUGAAACUGAGAGGGGAUGCCAGGCCAGUUCACCCUUACUAGCCGUAGCUCGAGUCGUCAGUGCGGCCUGAACGGUUAAUCGGCCUACUUCUCUUUCGAAUAGUUGUCGCCUUGAUUUCUCUCUCUCUCUUUCUCUUUUUCUCUUCUUCUCCUCUCCUCCACCCCCCCCACCCUUCUCAUUCUCUCUCGUGUUCGUGAUUUGCGUCGUUCAAGUCAAAGUCAAAGUCAAAGUCGAAAUCGAAAUCGAAAUCGAAAUCGAAAUCGAAAUCGAAAUCGAAAUCGAAAUCGAAAUCGAAAUCGAAAUCGAAAUCGUCGUCGCCGUUGGUGAUUGUGGUGGUGUCGUUUCUAUCGGCAAUUACGAGCGCGAAAGUUGGAGUCAAAGAUCGCAAUUGCAACUCCAAAGAGCGGAAAAGCUCGUUCGGAAGAGAGAGGAACGUCCAUCCGUGGGUCGACUCGUGGCUCGGUGUGCUCGAAUUGUUACGACAACAGACUGGUCGUCGAACGAAGGAUAACGAAAGUUGCAGAGAAACAAGAAAACGUCAAGUCAGGAUCGACAGUCGACGUCGACGUCGACGUCGACGAAACACAGCAGCCGCCGCGCCGAGCAGCGAGGAACGACAACGAGUUAGGCGAGCAGCGGACUGGACAAGCAGUUCCAACCAUCCAACUUGCAACGUGUCGAGUCGAAGGUUCCGCGCGAAUCUUGUUUCUCGUUACUUGGCAUCGUCGUCGAACUGGACACACAGGAACGGAGAAGGUGGCGACCGCGACGGUGCUCGCUCUAUUGGAAAUUCAGCAAUGAUUGGUGAACAGGGAAUAUAGACGGUUCCGGGUAGGAAAGCGUGGAUCUUGUCCCUCGCAGGAUCGAAGGAACGGUCCUUUAUCUGGGUCACCGUCUUCGCCGUUACCUCACCCUUCCCCCUCACGUACACCUUUGAUAGCUUCAACCAUUUGAACACCGACUCUACAGCCACGGAGCAAGCUGGAAUAUCGUCUACAAAUAGAACGAACAGCACGGUAGCCCUAAAUGCAAACCGUGGGGAAUAUAUCGUACAUUGACAGAAUUUGCCGCGAUAAGUGGCCGUUGAAGUUGCAGUAAUUUCAGAACGUCUCCAUGUUCGGGUAAACUGCGAAGAUGAAAGAGCUUAUUUGCUUCUUUGUUAUGUACAAGUAAUCUUUCUAAGAAAUAAAUAUUCGACAAAUGUUUUUCACAUUUGACUUGCAUAUCAGGCGGUAGAUUACGUGAAAAGCGAACCGCGCCAAGACCAAGUAUCGAGAGAAACGCGGAAAGAGGCUGGCGAAAAGCAUAAAUAAACGAGAGGUAUAGCUGUAUCGAUCAGUCAGGAUGAACCGCGUCGUCUGGGUCGCGUAGUUGCCAGCUUCGAUGUCCGGUUGUCCCGAAGGAAUGCGCAACUCGGUAAAAAAAAAAAGAAAAAAAAAACAGGUCGAAAAGAGUCCUCUGUAACCCCGCGCCCCGCUGGAUCGCACCGCACCGCACCGCACCGCACCGCACCGCACCGCACCGCACCGCACCGCACCGCACCGCACCGCACCGCACCGCACUGCACUGCACUGCACUGCACUGCACUUGCACUCUUCUAACCUCUCUUCCUCGUUGUAGUACGCGCGCGCGCGCGCGCGCUUAAUUGAGUUUCAUAGAAGACACGAGUCCGGCCAAUGUCGUCUCUUCCGAUGAUAGAUUUGAUAUCCAUAUGUACCUAUUGUCAUCGGAAGGAACAGAAUGAUCUUACGAGAACACGAUGCCGAAAAAGCAAAGUUCCUUGACGAAAUUCGAGGCGCUGAUGGUGGUAAGCUUAACGGUGGUCAUCCAACUGAAUGGCUGUUGGAGUUUACCAUCGCAUAGAAGUAGACAUCACGCGGACAUGUCCCACGAGGACGCGAAAGGUUUCGGCAGAACGAGCGAGGAGCUACCGAGACCAGCUGCCCUCAAUUCGAACGACGAUCCGUUGAUAGUCGAGACCAAGAAGGGCAAGGUCAUGGGCAAGACCAUGACUGCCACCACGGGAAAGGAGGUCGACGCCUGGUUCGGAAUUCCUUACGCGCAGAAACCACUCGGACCUCUGAGAUUUCGGCAUCCGAGACCAGCGGAACGGUGGUCGGGGAUCUUGAACGCCACCACGCUACCGAAUAGUUGCGUGCAGAUUCUGGACACGGUGUUUGGCGACUUCCCAGGCGCUACUAUGUGGAAUCCAAACACGCCGCUUAGCGAGGAUUGCCUUUACGUGAACGUGGUCGCGCCACGGCCUAGGCCUACCAAUGCCGCUGUUUUGGUAUGGAUAUUCGGUGGUGGCUUUUACUCUGGAUCAGCGACCCUCGAUGUUUACGAUCACAAAACGUUGGUGUCGGAAGAAAAUGUGAUUUUGGUCUCGAUGCAAUAUCGAGUCGCCAGCCUGGGUUUCCUCUACUUCGGAACGUCGGACGUACCUGGGAAUGCCGGGCUGUUUGAUCAGCUGAUGGCCCUCGAGUGGGUCCGUGACAAUAUCGCUGCGUUUGGCGGAAAUCCUGACAACGUGACCCUGUUCGGGGAGAGCGCGGGUGCAGUUUCCGUUUCUAUGCACCUACUUUCGCCUCUGUCAAGGCACUUGUUUAACCAAGCCAUCAUGCAGUCAGGCUCACCCACAGCUCCGUGGGCCAUCAUUAAGCGCGACGAAUCGAUAGUGCGUGGCAUCCGACUGGCGGAGGCCGUCGGCUGUCCUCACGAUCGCGAGAACUUACGGGAGGUGAUCGAUUGCUUGAUAAACAAGGAUCCGGUGGACCUUGUGAAAAACGAGUGGGGCACUCUCGGUAUUUGCGAAUUUCCUUUCGUGCCCGUUAUAGACGGCGCCUUCCUCGACGAGACGCCGCAACGCUCCCUGCUCACCGCAUCGUUCAAGAAGGCCAAUAUCAUGAUGGGCUCCAACACCGAGGAGGGUUUCUAUUUUAUCAUUUAUUAUCUGACCGAACUGUUUCGCAUCGACGGCGCCGAGGACGUCAAGGUCAGCAGGGACAAGUUUGUUACUGCCAUCACCGAACUGAACCCGUACGUCAGUCAUAUCGGUCGGCAAGCGAUCAUCUACGAGUACACCGAUUGGCUGCGCCCGGACGACCCGCACGCGAAUCGCGACGCUUUAGACAAAAUUGUCGGCGACUAUCAAUUCACCUGUAACGUUAACGAAUUCGCUGGUCGAUACGCGGAUACGGGAAACGACGUUUACAUGUAUUACUACAAGCACAGAUCUGCUAAUAAUCCCUGGCCGAGAUGGACUGGUGUGAUGCAUGCAGACGAGAUCAAUUACAUCUUCGGGGAGCCAUUGGACCCCUCGAAAGGUUACACGUCGGAAGAAGUGGCCUUGUCCAAGAGGAUGAUGCGGUAUUGGGCAAACUUUGCAAAAACGGGAGAUCCAAAUAUUGGUACCGAUGUUGGAUCAUGGAGCGCGCCUUACUGGCCGCCGCACACAGUCGCGAACAAAGAGUAUCUGACCCUGGACACCAACAACUCCGAAAUCGGAAACGGGCCUAGAGCGAGGCAGUGCACUUUUUGGAAAAAGUACCUUCCCGAACUUCUCACCGCUACUUCGAAACUGGAACAUGCCUCGAAAGAGCCAUGCAGCGGCACCAGUUCGAACCAUGGUAAACAUCUGAUGAUUGCGAUCACGAGCCUGAUGCUGAUCGCCGGGAUGUUCGAUCACAGAAUCGGUCUUGUACCGAACUUUGACACCAGAGGCUUCGUUUAGCUCUUGCACCAAGACGCCCGGACCGUCCUCGAUCGUUGAGGAAAUUAAGAUCGGUUUACGAGACGUAUGAACAAGUCCGAAAAUACGCACUGGCGGAACGAGGACGAGCAAGAAUGAAGAAACUUGCAGACAACGCAACAGUCGUAUAAGCUGUCGCGACGAGUCGACGGUAUCGCUGAUGACCAGACUGGAAUCAACAACAAAAAUGGAAAAAUACAAAAUUAUAAACAGACAUAUCAAUGCGGUCAUGUGUCCUCGAUUGGCCGAGCGCGCUCGACGAGUCCAUGUUUCGGUGGUGAUAGCAUACGUACACGGGCAGACCUACGGAAAUCUCUUCGAGAUACAGAAUGGUAGAAACUGUAUACUAGACGAGAGGAGGACACGAGAAUCUUGUUCAACUCGAUGUCAUGGAAAAGUGCCAUUUUAUUUCUUUUUCUUUUUUAUUCUGUCAACGGAUCAGGAAUUGGCUCUGGCUGCGAAGCAAGACGAGGACGGGGACGGGAGAAAAAGGGCAACGGCAAGGGCAAGAUCAAAAUUAAGGAUAAGGACUGAUCAGUGAACGAAACCGUAGUUUGCGAUUCUGACGGAGCCGCGGUCACAGAAGACGAGAGUAAUCGAAGACAAAAAUGAGACUGCUACAGCAAACGGUUGAAACAACUUCAACUUUGAAUUUCAUUAAGCACGAUAAAAUAUAUCGUUAAUAAGAGGAAAGAACUUGCGAAUCGGACGGGUGUUGUUACGCGCUCGACAUCGAUUCGAAAAAAAAACCUUUCGAUAACCUCAGUCGCGGUAACAUGCAUUCCAAUCCGGGCAUCUUAACGGGAGCUACAACUACUCGUACUAAAAUUUACCAUCGCGUCUCGUCCUCUACUUUCCAUCGUGUUUGUAAUAUCACUCGUCGCAUUUUCUUCCGUUUUCCAUCAAUCGAAUCGCGAUCGAAUAGAAACCAAACGAAAUGAAACAAGUAGAAUCGGAUCAAUUGACAUUUUUUUCAAAUAUUGCUUUUUCCCUCGGUAAUGGAUAUAUUUCGGCGAGGUUCAUCGUAACGUUGUGACGCGCACACAGAACACGCGAAACAGAGGAUCUAAACUUGGAAUCGAGGAACAAGCGGGUACUUUUUAGAUUCCUACUUGUUACGUGUCCUUUUAGACGAAUGUUGGCCGACGCAUGAAAAUUUGCCAGCAAGACAUCGAGUCCUCGUAAAAUGUCUUCAACUUUCAACAAUCUCCCUGAUCACGAAAAAGUAAAUUAAUCUUUUCGCUAAACAGUUUGUAUGCAUAUGUGUAUUUAAAUGUACACGAGCUCACGCGCUAAUGUGCGCGAGUGGGUGUACGCGUGCGUGUGUAUAUGUGUUCGUACGAGUGUGCGUAAAUGUUGAAAACGUUGUUGGGAUUACUUUGCAAAGGACAUAGAUGUUGUAUAUACAGUAUGGUAUAUGCAGAUAAAUAAUAUUCAAUCUAGUAUUUUAUCUUUUUAUUUAGCUGGCAAGGCGUUGACGCUGAAUCGACGCGAUACGUGCGACGUCUGUUUUUACAAAAGUAACGAUGAAAAUGAUUUUCUUAAACAAUUGUUUUCAAAGAAAAUCACGAUUAAAUGUUGUCUCCUUAGAAAUAUGGCUCGCAGUUUUCUGAAUGUUUGUUUUAUCUGAAUUUUCCAAAGAAAAAAAGGAUACAUCCAGCGCUCGAUGCGACAGCAUUAAGCAAUAUUUGUCGGCCUAAAACUGCAAGAUGAAACAAAAGCACGUCGAUACCGCUGGAAUCGUAUACAGGAAAUUAAAAUUAAUCCAAGUUUGUUGCUUGCAACGCUGUGCCCCGCCUUGCCAAAGUUCUUACUCGGUUGGAUAACGCGACGAGUUUUCAGUCGUCGAUUGCAACUUACGCGUAAAAAUUACAUUUUCAUUUCCUUCUUUCUCGAACAGACCGUUCGUUUUUCCGUGGAAUUUUAUCGUCGCGAAAUAUAAAGCAAUUUCAACGUUAGUUAGGCUAUUCUAAAGCGUAAUCGUAAAGCUUUCGAUUACGCACGGGCUACGGCAAACAGGUUAAAGCAAUUUAUGACAUGUAUGAAAAAUGACAUGUAACGGCGAACCACAAAAACAUCAAACAAUGUCAAACGCAAAGUUGCUUUUUCCACAAAAAACGUUGACGUUUUUCUCGUCGCAAACAUUUUCUCACUUCCCAUGCAGGCUCUUCCAAAAUGAAUUCAAUCUAACGGAAUUUUCGAGCAACGUUAUACCGACACGACGUACACAACUUAUAACUAAUCGACGCGAGAAACGUGACGUCGCUAAUAAAAAUAAAUCGAAUAUCCGACACAUUUGCGCCGUCGCGUUGGCGUCGGUGAACAGCGGAAACACGAGCAGUAAAGUUUAAAUAAAUCACUCCAGUUCCUGGUCACGUUCCACGAGAAGAAAACAAAUCGAAUCCUUCGAAUUACCAAAAGAGAAAGAAAAUAAUUAAAUAUUUCUCCAUGCCAAGGUUGG